AUGUCUUGGCUCCUCAUCACCACCACGGUCCUCUCCUCACUCAUGGUGCGCGAUGCCGAAACGUGGGGUGUGAACGUCAAGUACGCGGUGAACUGCCCGGACAGAUGCAACCCGUCGGUGUGCGGAGCUCCGAGCUGCAGCCGGACCGUCCUGGAUGACUGCGGGUGUUGCAUGGUGUGCGCUGCGGGGAGAGGCGAGCACUGCUACCGCACCGUGUCGGGGAUGCACGGGGUGAAGUGUGGACCGGGAUUUUUCUGCGAGUUCUACAAGGAUGAGGACGACUACGGAGACGAGUACGGGGUCUGCAAAGCAGACACUGAAGAAAUUGAUGCAAUGGCUAAUAAGAAACUGGCUGAAGACAUUGAAGAAAUUAAGAAGGCUCUGGGCUUCAUGUCACAGGAAAUAACUCAAGUGGCAACCGAACAAAGAGGCCUAAAGGAAUUGCUGGAGGAAAUUAAACAACUGAAAAAAGAGGCACAAGAAUUGAUGACUUAG
Molecule: messenger RNA, 495 nt
Organism: Knipowitschia caucasica
Lineage: Eukaryota; Metazoa; Chordata; Actinopteri; Gobiiformes; Gobiidae
Source: the annotation of a GenBank genome assembly